CAAGCCUUGAGCUGUUAGGUGCAGGGGAUCCCGGCUCUUCCUGCAUGAACCUGAAACCUGUACUGUAGGUGCCUCUCUCACCACCACACCACUUCAUCUGUCUUCUAUCCUGUGUGUCUUUCAUCCAGCUGGGGGCCCCCAGCCGAACCCCAUCCUCUGUCUAGGACUUGGUUGGUGCUUCUUGGCCUACACACAGACAAGCUCCUGGAUUUACUUUAUCUGAGACGGAAGCCGGGGGUGAAUUGGAACUUGUAGUUUCUUUUUUUCUCCCUCUCUUUUGUGUUUUUUUGGGGGGAUUUUUUUGGCCUUGCGCCUAUGUGUGUGGAGGACUUAAAGGACACAAGAAAUUACAUUUUUGUUUGAGGUUUGAAACAUGAUGAAACUGAGCUAAAGAUGGGAUCCGUAGCGUCAUACUUUGGCCAAUUGUUUGGGAAGGAGCAAAAGCAAGAGGAGGAGAGACACUUGCGAGCUAAUGACAGACCUUUCAACCUGUCUUAUCAUUAUGCUGAUAAUGCCAUCAAGACCUCCAAAUACAAUAUUUUCACCUUCCUGCCGCUUAACCUCUUCGAGCAGUUCCAGAGGCUUGCCAACGGCUACUUCCUCUUCCUCUUUUGCCUUCAGCUAAUCCCACAAAUCUCCUCUCUCUCCUGGUUCACCACGGCUGUCCCUCUGAUUCUGGUGCUGGCUAUAACAGCAGUGAAGGAUGCCACUGAUGACAUAAACAGACACAAAAGUGACAAUCAAGUGAAUAACCGGAGAGUGGACGUCCUCAUCGAUGGAGAACUGAAAAAUGAAAAAUGGAUGAAUGUUCAGGUUGGAGACAUAAUCAAACUGGAGAAUAAUCAGUUUGUCACAGCAGACCUUCUGUUGCUGUCCAGCAGUGAGCCUCUCAAUCUGGUCUACGUAGAAACUGCUGAACUAGAUGGUGAAACCAAUCUGAAGGUGAAACAGGCCCUGACUGUAACUGGAGAGCUGGGAGACCACAUCGAUGCACUGGCUGGCUUCAAUGGUGAAGUGCUAUGUGAGCCUCCCAACAACCGCUUGGACAAAUACAAAGGGACGCUGACUCUGAAUGGACAGAUGUAUGCUUUAGACAACGACAAGGUACUGCUGCGAGGAUGUACUCUGAGGAACACGGAGUGGUGCUUCGGUUUGGUUGUGUUUGGAGGGCCUGACACCAAGCUGAUGCAGAACAGCGGAAAGACAAUAUUCAAACGGACGAGCAUUGAUCACCUCAUGAAUGUCUUGGUGUUAUGUAUCUUUGGUUUCCUGGCGCUCAUGUGCUCUGUUCUGGCCAUUGGCAAUGGAAUCUGGGAGGUGAGGGAAGGUUCAGUGUUCACAGUGUUCCUCCCUCGAGAAGAUGGAGUAAAUGCUGCUCUCUCUUCCUUCCUCUCUUUCUGGUCCUACGUCAUUAUCCUCAACACAGUGGUCCCCAUUUCUCUCUAUGUCAGUGUGGAGAUCAUCCGUCUGGGGAACAGCUUCUACAUAGACUGGGACCGGAAGAUGUAUUACCCCAAGAAUGACACUCCUGCCCAGGCGAGGACCACCACACUCAAUGAAGAGCUGGGCCAGAUCAAGUAUAUCUUCAGCGACAAGACUGGCACCCUUACGCAGAACAUCAUGACUUUCAAUAAGUGCACCAUCAAUGGGAAAGCAUAUGGGGAGCUGUUUGACUUUUCUGGACAAAGGGUAGAAAUAACAGAGAAGACAGAAAAAGUGGAUUUCUCCUGGAACCAUCUGGCUGAUCCAAAGUUCAUCUUUCACGACCACAAACUGGGGGAAACAGUGAGAGAAGGAAACCGAGAAGCACAUGACUUCUUUCGCUUGUUGGCUCUGUGCCACACUGUCAUGCCUGAGGAGAAGAAAGAGGGUGAGCUCUACUAUCAGGCUCAGUCUCCUGAUGAAGGCGCCCUGGUGACUGCAGCAAGAAACUUUGGGUUCGUGUUCCGCUCACGCACUCCAGACACUAUCGUGAUCAUGGAGAUGGGAAAACAAGUCACCUAUGAACUCCUGGCUGUUCUGGACUUCAACAAUGUGCGCAAAAGGAUGUCAGUCAUCGUGCGUGGCCCCAAUGGCAGGAUGACUCUAUACUGCAAAGGAGCAGACACCAUCGUAUAUGAAAGACUGCACCCAUCCUGUAACAAGCUGAUGGAAGUUACCACCGGACACCUCAAUGAGUAUGCAGGUGAUGGCCUCCGUACGCUGGUUUUGGCCUGCAAGGAUUUGGAUGACAGCUAUAUGGAAGAUUGGAAACGGCGCCACCAUGAGGCCAGCACCACCAUGGAUGAUCGAGAGGAGAGACUUGAUGAACUUUAUGAGGAGAUAGAAAAAGACCUGAUGCUUUUGGGGGCGACAGCUGUGGAGGACAAGCUUCAGGAUGGUGUGCCACAGACAAUAGAGCAACUGGCUAAAGCUGACAUCAAAAUCUGGGUCUUGACUGGGGAUAAACAGGAGACCGCAGAGAAUAUUGGCUAUUCCUGCAACAUGCUGAGGGAGGAGAUGAAGGAGAUUUUCAUUGUGGCAGCAAAUACAGCCGAAGGAGUCAGAGAGGAGCUACAGAAAGCAAGAAGGACAAUGUGUCCAGAAGCAGCAGACCAGCCAGUUGUUAAAGAGGCCCGCGCAGGCCUGUUUUGGCUUCAGAAGACAGUGACCGUGGAGGAUGAGAAGGUGGACGGGGAAUAUGCCCUAAUUAUAAAUGGACACAGUCUGGCCUUUGGACUGGAUAAGGACUUGCAGAUUGAGCUGCUGAGGACAGCAUGUAUGUGUCAGACGGUGAUUUGCUGCAGGGUCACCCCUCUGCAGAAGGCCCAAGUGGUUCAGCUGGUCAAGAAGUACAAGCAAGCUGUCACUCUGGCCAUUGGGGACGGAGCCAAUGAUGUCAGCAUGAUCAAGACUGCUCACAUCGGUGUAGGUAUCAGUGGUCAGGAGGGCAUGCAGGCAGUUCUCUCAAGUGACUUCUCCUUCGCCCAGUUCCGUUACCUCCAACGCCUCCUGCUGGUGCAUGGUCGCUGGUCCUAUUUACGCAUGUGCAAGUUCCUGCAAUAUUUCUUUUACAAGAACUUCACCUUCACCUUUGUGCAUUUCUGGUACGCCUUCUUCUGCGGCUUCUCUGCACAGACUGUGUAUGACGAGUGGUUCAUCACCUUGUACAACCUGGUUUACACAGCUCUCCCUGUUCUUGGCAUGAGUCUCUUUGACCAGGAUGUGAAUGACCGCUGGAGUUUUCAGUAUCCUCAGCUCUACUCUCCAGGCCCGCUGAACCUAUACUUCAAUAAGAAAGCCUUUGUGCGCUGUAUGAUGCACAGUUGCUACAGCUCCCUCGUCCUCUUCUUCAUACCAUGGGCUGCCAUGCGUGACACGGUCCGAGAUGACGGCAAAGACAUCGCAGACUAUCAGUCCUUUGCUUUGCUGGCUCAGACCUGUUUGCUCGUUGUGAUGAACAUACAGUUGUGUCUGGACACCCAUUACUGGACAGCAGUGAACCAGUUCUUUGUGUGGGGCAGCCUGGCUGCCUAUUUUGCCAUCACAUUUACCAUGUACAGCAAUGGCAUGUUCUUCAUCUUCACCUCCUCUUUCCCCUUCAUCGGCACCGCAAGAAAUUCUUUGAAUCAGCCCAACGUUUGGCUGACCAUAUUCCUGACUUCCCUCCUCUGUAUCCUGCCUGUGGUGGCUUUCCGCUUCAUUCUCGUUCAGCUUUGGCCCACCGUCAACGACAAGGUGAGGUAUAAGUUGCGAAAGGAGGCGCUGCCAGCACUGCCACCUCGCCGCCCACCUACCAGGCGUAUCAGCACCCGGCGGUCAGGCUAUGCCUUCUCUCACUCCCAGGGCUAUGGUGCUUUGGUUACAUCUGGAAGGUUCUUGAUGAAGCGACCCGCGAAGAGACAGGUCCUGUUCACAGAAACAGACUCUCCUCUGGCUCAGAAUCAGCCACAGCACUACCGCAGCAUUAAAGAGGAGCCAGAGGAGGAGCAGCCCUAGAGCCAUCAGACAGGAGGUAUGCAGGGACUAAAUUGCUGCAGAGUGUGUGGGACCAACAUGGUUUUUAUUUUUGAGCUUGGCUCAUACUUUAGAGAGGAUGCAUAGGGUAAAGUUGACUACCUGGAUGUGUUCCAGGCCAGAUUUUUAUAAUGAUGAAUAUUGGUAAAACUGUGAAGAGGGAGUGAACUUAGGAGUACAUACAGCCCACACUGGUGGGCCUUUCACCUCAAGAAGUACAACUCUUAUAAGUUGUAGUUCACAUUAAUGUUGACUGUUUUCCAAAGCCUACCAGAAGAUUUUAGAUAGAUUUUCUUCCUUCUUAACAAACAUUCAGAAGCCUUUUUGUUGCAUAUAAGCACACUGCGAUCUACAUAUUUUGCAACUAAGUUAGGUGCUGAAAAAGGAUUCAAUUCAUAUUAUCUAACAACAUGCCUGAGCAGGUUGAUCUUCUAGCAACAUAGCUCACAAAUUUAGCUGAACUCUCAAAUUUUAGAUAUCAGAGGGACCUUGAACGCACUAACAGAGUUUUAAGAACAGCCCUUGAUUGCAACUGGUAAUGUAGAUGUGACAAAAAUAGUGUCUAAAAGUGUUCAGGUUGAGGUUCAGGUCGAUCACCAAUCUCAAGCAUCAUUUAAUACUGUAGUGAAAUAAAUAGAAACUAAAGACAGCAUGUAAGGAAAAUUAGCCUAAAAUAUUAUAGUAAGCUUUGGGAAAUGUCCAGAAAUACUGUAUGCAGUUUGUACUUCAUGGACUAAAAUAUACAAAACCAUAAAUUGCAAUGAGAUUAACUUUGUGUCAUGCAUACCUUUUUUAUAAUAUUUUUUGUGAUUAAAGGUUGUUAAAUUUAUUUUAAAAGUUGCCACUUGCUGAUCUGGAUAACCUGGAUUACCACACUGCCUGCAACAUGAAGUUGCAUUUUGUACCUUUUUAAUUAUUUUCCCCCCUCACAUUAAUUGUGAAUUAACACAGCAACUUGUUUUUUACUCUGUUAGCUUUUAUUGUUUACAUAAUUAUUUACAUGAUUUUUUUUAUUUUUGUCUGCACUGAGUUAAUAAUCUGUCUGACCACUCAGUCACAGUAUUGUCACAGUGCAGCCAGGGGUCAGUGUUGUCUUUGAGUCUGUGUUUUCAACUUUCCAGAGCCAGUAAAGUGAACUUGGAAUAAUGGUUAAUGUGUCAUAAGAGGACCAGCAGACUGCUCAUUAUAUUUUGCAUUGAGACUGUCAUGUUAUCAUAUUAGGUUCUGUUGGCUCGUAUCUGAUGGGACAGAAGCAUGAACAUGAUCAUUCAAAUUUUUAAAUGCGGGAUCUUAUGUGAAUAAACCAAAGAAGUUGAU
Scomber japonicus (chub mackerel) is the source of this 5313-nucleotide messenger RNA. RefSeq names its product phospholipid-transporting ATPase ID-like. The transcript is spliced from 28 exons. Gene Ontology annotation, molecular function: magnesium ion binding; ATP hydrolysis activity; ATP binding. Gene Ontology annotation, cellular component: plasma membrane. Bases 394 to 3978 code for a protein of 1194 amino acids. Lineage: Eukaryota; Metazoa; Chordata; Actinopteri; Scombriformes; Scombridae. The record is from RefSeq and is a predicted model, not a curated record. Gene Ontology annotation, biological process: Golgi organization; phospholipid translocation.